Molecule: messenger RNA, 3363 nt
Organism: Pelobates fuscus (common spadefoot toad)
Lineage: Eukaryota; Metazoa; Chordata; Amphibia; Anura; Pelobatidae
Gene: PDE7B
Product: phosphodiesterase 7B
Exons: 12
Coding region: 568-2064 (498 amino acids)
Molecular function (GO): 3',5'-cyclic-AMP phosphodiesterase activity
Source: RefSeq, a predicted model, not a curated record
GUAUUUUUAAUGCCCUCAUCGUAAUGCAGUAAGAGGAAGGAAGAGUUGGCUCCCAGCCAGCAGAGCCGCCUGAGCUCUGUCUUCCUGGCACAGAGCUCCUCUCUCACUCCAGCUCACACUGCUCACUCUGCAAGCACAGCUUGCUACAAUCUGCUGGACUCCAGACUUUACCUGCAAAGAAAGAAGUCAGGGCCCCCACAAAUACACAACAUUCAACUGGAACAAACAACAACAACAAAAAGAGAGAAAUGAGACAAAAAGGUGUAAAUGGAGAAAUUCUAAUUAAUGCCUGCGAGUAUUUCCCCUACAAUUUGGAAUCGGUGAAGUGUGUCAAACCGAUUUGAAACAAGAAAGACAGAAAAUUGCCAAUCGGUCGUGCAUCCCCCUGGAGAAGAAAGAGGUGUUAAGGCUACAAAGUGCAAGAAAACCUCCCCAGAACUAAUCUAUGCCUUAUUAGCUGACAGGUUCCUGUUCUCUGAGUCCCUGCUGAUUGCACAGUGGGACUUCUUUCUACUAGCCAGUGUGAAAUAACUCUCCAGCUACAUCAUUGCAAACUGCAAGGACAGAAUGCCAGUACUGAAUAGGUGUUUUAGUACAGCAGAGAUGGGAAGGAGCUGGAGGACAGGUGAAGUACUUUUGCCACCUUGCUUGGGUACUUUCCCAGGCUACCAUUCUGGAAACCUGACCUGUGACUUGCCUGAAAUAAUUAAGAUGGUCAAACUCCUUUGGAAGUCAAAAAAUGGACUGCAGAGUGUGAAGCAGAGAGGGCUUCUGGCUAAUGAAGAUAUUCUAGGUGGGAUUCCAGGAGAUGCGCGUGUGAGAGGUCCAACAGGGGUUCUCUCUGAGCGCCGCGGCUCAUACCCUUUUAUUGAUUACCGUCUACUGAACAAUUCAACUCACUCAGGAGAAAUUGGAACAAAGAAAAAGGUAAAGCGGCUGCUAAGUUUUCAAAGAUACUUUCAUGCAUCAAGGCUCCUACGUGGCAUUGUACCACAAGCUUCCCUGCACUUAUUGGAUGAAGACUAUCUUGGCCAGGCACGGCAUAUGCUAUCGAAAGUGGGAAUGUGGAAUUUUGACAUUUUCCUGUUUGAUCGCCUGACAAAUGGUAACAGCUUAGUAACAUUGCUGUGUCAUCUUUUCAAUGUACACGGGCUUAUUCAUCACUUCCAGCUUGAUAUGGUGAAAUUGCACCGAUUUUUAGUCAUGGUUCAAGAGGACUAUCACAGCCAAAAUCCAUAUCAUAAUGCUGUCCAUGCUGCGGAUGUCACCCAAGCAAUGCACUGCUAUUUGAAGGAGCCAAAGCUUGCUGGAUUUCUCACACCUCUGGACAUAAUGCUUGGAUUGUUGGCAGCAGCAGCACACGACGUGGACCAUCCAGGUGUCAAUCAGCCAUUUCUGAUAAAAACCAAGCACCAUCUUGCCAGCCUGUACCAGAACACAUCUGUUUUAGAAAACCACCACUGGCGGUCCACUGUGGGCAUGCUGAGAGAAUCAAGGUUGCUGGCACAUCUGCCAAAGGAAAUUAUGCAGGACAUUGAGCAGCAGCUGGGUUCCUUAAUUUUGUCCACUGAUAUCAAUCGUCAAAACGAAUUUCUUGGCCGUUUGAAAGAUCACCUCAACAACAAGGAUCUCAGUUUGGAGGAUACAGAGCACAGGCACUUUAUGCUGCAGAUUGCCCUGAAGUGUGCCGACAUCUGCAACCCCUGCCGUGUCUGGGAACUGAGCAAGCAGUGGAGUGAAAGAGUCUGCGAGGAAUUUUACAGACAAGGAGACCUUGAACGGAAGUUUGGAUUGGAAAUAAGCCCACUUUGCAAUCAACAGAAGGAUUCCAUCCCUAGUAUACAAGUUGGCUUCAUCACUUAUAUAGCUGAACCCCUCUUUUUGGAGUGGGUCCGGUUUACUGGAGACACACCUCUGUCUGUAAAUAUGCUAAACCAUCUCAGGAAGAACAAGUCAAAAUGGAGAGCACUACUGCACAAGCAACGCAGCAAGAGCAAUGAUCGGUUGGGACAAGUAACUGAGGGCAAGGAAGACCAAAAGUUCAGUGAAAGUGGAGCCCCCUAGUGACAGUUUCAGACUCUUUCCUGCAGCAUUGCAAGGCUUCUUUUUGCUGGCAACAAUGAAGUGCGACAAAAGUAAAGCUCAGGUGGGCUGCUGUUGAUUUUCACAACAGCUGAGAAUAAACCAGGGACGAGGAAGUAAAGGAGACAGUGGAGCAUAUUAAUCUGAGUAACGGUGGUCAUACACCCACCGAUAUUCUGGUAUCCUAUUGUCUCAGCAUCUCCAGCAUUUUUGUCUUAGCUCACUGAAAGUUAAACCAGCACCUCUGAUUACAAGUGAGCUAUGGUCCAUCUUAAUAAGUAAUGGACAGAAGGACAUGGAUUUCUCUGUGCCAUCUAGCAUCUUUUCUUGAGGAAGAGAAUUAGUGGCUGCCAUAUUUAUAGACUACAGGAGCCAUGUUCAGCACAUCCAAUCCUCUGGAGUCUUACUCCAUCAUAUCUGUAAAAGUAUGUACACAUCAUGAGGAACAAUAUAGAAAAACACCAGCAUCUACUGGACUUCGAGAUCAACUAGACUUUAUUUCCUAAAGAAGUUAGAUAAUAGAACUCUCUCUCUAUUUUUUAAUUUUUAUAUUCUUCAGAGCAGAUUAAACAUGUAAAAUGCAAGCACUUCACAAACUGCCCUACAAAUAUACAGAGGUUUGUUUUUUUGUUUCAAUGCUUUAACACCACUUCAGACACUAUACUGUUUUAGCCAUGCAAGGAGUAGUGUGUCCCAUCCAUUGUAAUGUGUGUAAUGGCCCCAUAGUCAGUGGGCUGAGUGUGAUCUGCCAUUCUAACACGUGACAGUUUUUUCACUUGAAUGGCAGUGGCUUUAGAAAUUAUAAUGCAACAUGUGUAUAUUUUUUGUAUAUACCGAUCUACUGAUCCUCCUGCCAAAAUACUGAAGCAAAUUGGGACUGCUACUUGUAUAAAUGAUGGCACUGUGAACAGAUUACUGUUACUUUUAACACAAAGAGAAAAUAUAUAGCAUUUGUAAAUAUGGUACAUAGGUUAUUUCUUAAUAGUGCUCUCAUUUUCAGAUAAAGGCCUUAAAUUUUACCUUGUCACAUUUCAGUUGUCGUACUCAAGCAUAAUUCACUAAUGCCUUGUUGUUCAUAACAGCGGUCACAAAAAAAGGUAUAGGGUGUGUAUGUCAAAUACUCAAAUACUGUACUUCACAAGCAUUCCACGGGGUCUAGAAUAGUGGUUCUUACCCUGGGUCUGGAUCCAGAUUUGGGUCUCCAUGCUAUUUCAGUGGGUCACCCUAUGGUUGGGACAGGCAUAUCAUAUUCAUCUAAAAUAUUCAUAUAAAUAUAUAUAU